Chiloscyllium plagiosum (whitespotted bambooshark) is the source of this 3738-nucleotide messenger RNA. Its product is annotated as interferon-induced GTP-binding protein Mx3-like. Gene Ontology annotation, cellular component: synapse; cytoplasm; microtubule. Gene Ontology annotation, molecular function: GTP binding; GTPase activity; microtubule binding. Gene Ontology annotation, biological process: receptor internalization; synaptic vesicle budding from presynaptic endocytic zone membrane; defense response to virus. The record is from RefSeq and is a predicted model, not a curated record. NCBI's taxonomy places the organism in Eukaryota, Metazoa, Chordata, Chondrichthyes, Orectolobiformes, Hemiscylliidae.
UGUUCAGUUGUACAGUAUUUCGUUCCAGGUCGACAGCACAAUAGUUGCAGCACACACGCAGUGGUGCUCCUGACAGCAGACAUCUUAGCAGCUUUCUUUCCACAGACUGAGAUACUUGUUUAAAUUUCUGAUGUGGCUUUGGCAUCAGAGCCCAAAGUUGAAUCGCUUGAGCUCCUCUCAUUGACAACAGUAAUGACGUCUUCAUAAUAUUACACAUUGGCCGGUUUAGUUCAACAUAUCCAUUUCUGUCUGUCAGACCAAUACAGCAGAUUAAUCUCAAGAUUUUCCUAGAGAUUGGCUUUUGGUGGCAAGCAUGAAUUCCAGUCAGCAGCGGAACAAGAGAUCCAAUUCAUCAAGAAAAAGUGUGGAGAUCGUACAGGAACCAAACAGGCAAACACAUUCGGGACAGACAAACGGCAUUAUGCAAGCACAACACAUACUAGCUGAGGUACCCACAGCUGUGAGUGCUGUGCCGAUCUGUAGCCAAGGCUUUUCUAACUCCAAGGGGUCUACCUGUCAGAAGGACAUCUGGAAGAAUGCAUUUGGUGUGUUGGAGACACAAGAACAGAAGGAAGAAAGGAGAAAAAAAUCAAUUAAGGCAAUGGACACUGUGUUUUUCAAUGAGUAUGAAAGUAAAGUACGACCUUGUAUUGAUCUCAUUGACCAACUGAGAGCUUUUGGUGUGGACAAAGAUCUGGGACUUCCAGCCAUCGCUGUGAUUGGAGACCAGAGCUCUGGGAAGAGCUCAGUACUGGAGGCACUGUCCGGGGUGUCACUUCCCAGAGGAAAAGGGAUUGUGACAAGAUGCCCAUUGGAACUGAAGCUCAAAAAAGUCAGAAAGGAGAAUGUUUGGAAAGGGAAAAUAAAGUACAAGGACUACGUGCAAAUACUCAAAAGCACCACUGAAGUGGAACAAGAAAUCCACAAAGCCCAGAACACAAUCGCAGGACAAGGAGUUGGAAUCAGCCCAGAACUAAUCAGUCUUGAAAUCGAAUCCACCAACGUCCCUGAUCUGACCCUUAUAGACUUGCCAGGAAUUGCCAGAGUGGCAGUUGGUGACCAACCAGUAAAUAUUGGAGACCAGAUUAAGAAACUCAUCAAGUCGUUCAUCCAGAAACAAGAAACAAUUAACCUGGUGGUUGUGCCAUGCAACGUUGAUAUAGCAACCACAGAAGCUCUGAAAAUGGCCCAGGAAGUGGACCCUUCUGGAGAAAGGACUCUAGGCAUUUUAACAAAGCCUGACCUGGUUGACAAAGGAACAGAGGCAAGUGUUGUUGACAUUAUGCGGAACAUAAUAGUGGAAUUAAAGAAAGGUUACAUGAUUGUCAAGUGCCGUGGACAAAAGGACAUUGAUGACAAAUUGACCCUUGAUGAUGCAAUCACAAAGGAAAGAAUGUUUUUUGAAGAUCACGAACACUUUAGGCAACUUCUGGACAAUGGGAAAGCCACUAUUCCAUGCUUAGCUGGUAGACUGACAAACGAACUUGUUAGCCACAUCAAUAAAUCUUUGCCACAGUUGAGAAAGGACGUUGAAAUGAAACUGAACAAAACAAAGCAAAGUCUGAAAGACUACAGCAAUGGUGUUCCUGAUGCACCUGAAGAGAAAUUAAUGUUCAUGAUCGAGAAAAUCAACAAAUUCUGUCAUCAAAUAAAAAAUUUAACAUCCGGGGAAGAGACUCAGAUCCUCAUAAAUGGGAUGAGAUACAUCACCAAAGUACGAAAGGUGUUUGAAGAAUGGAAUUCAUUUCUGGAGAAGCAGACGUUAAAUUUCCGGGAUGACCUGCGUAAUGAAAUUCGAGAUUUUGAAAAUAAUUACCGUGGAAGGGAACUACCAGGGUUUGUCAACUACAAGACGUUUGAAUCACUGGUAAAGGAUAACAUUGUAGAAUUGGAAGAGCCAGCCAUUAAUAAACUGAAGGUUGUCACAGAACUGACAAGAACAGCUUCAAUUGAAAUUGCUGAAGAGCAUUUCAAAGCCUUUUCCAACCUUUUUAAAUUUGCCAAGAUCAAAAUCGAAUCCAUUAGCCAUCAACAAGAGAGUGAAGCAGAGAAGAUGCUGAAGGCACAGUUCAAGAUUGAGAACAUGGUGUACUCCCAAGACAAAAUCUACAGCAGUAAUUUAAGUACAACAAAAAACACGGCAUCAAUAUUUGGUGCAAAUGCCACUGUCCAGGAAAUGUCACACCAUGUACAAACAUACUACAAGAUUGCUUCUUGUCGACUGGCUGACCAGAUUCCCCUGGUAAUAUGCUACCAUAUUUUACGUGAAUUUGCUGAUAAACUACAGGGAGAGAUGCUCACACUCCUCCAAGAUCGAGACCGCAUCGAUGAAUACCUGUUUGAGGAUCAAGACACAAAGAGGAAGAGAGAGACCCUUCAAAGCCAAAUGAGUCGACUGAUAAAAGCACACAAGGCUUUGCUUGAAUUUGCUUAAAAGCUUAUUGAAAGCAGAUUAACAACUUGAUGUGUAGUUCUUUCUACUUGUCUAAUUAUCACCGCACAUGCAAGUGUUAAUUUUCUAUAGUUUCAGUUGCUAGUAACCCAAAGAGUCAUUGUAUAUGUCUGAAUGUUACUGACAGUUAUCAUAGGCAAAUUAUUACAACAAGGUGGAGGAUCAUCGUUAUCUUCCUCACUUGAGAUCCAUACUUUCACCAAGAAUCACUGGGAAGUCAGCAGGCUGAUCAAUCUUCACUUAUCCACUCUUCCCAGUCAUACAAUAACUCUGAAUGUCGCCGACUGAAGUUGGCUAACAUGGUAUAGGCUAUGGGCUGAGCUUUGAAAUCUCUUUGGUAGCAUGACUCAGUUACUCACUGAGGAUUGAACUUUCAAGGUCUUGUCUUUGAGAUGUUGCAUAACGUCUUCCAAAGAAAAGUUAACUUCUUCAGAGUUGCUAUCACAAACCUCUAGACUAGGUAGUUUCUUCUGGUGCAUUGAUAGUGUCCCAGAUUCAGGAGCCUGAGUUCAAGUCCCUCCUGCUCAAUGCCACCCCGCCAUCAUGUGUCCAUGACUCACCCAAACCUAUGGGAAGAUUAUAAUAUUAAUCAGCCCUUAGCAACUGUCUCUCGGGACAUGAAUAGAUUAUAGUACAAUCAAACAGUUUCCUCAACUAGUAUGUACCUUUUAAAUACAUAUUAAAUUGGGCCACUUGAAGAAACUUACGACCAAAACAACGCUUCCUUGAAACUGUAUGAAUGAAUGAGUACUGUCAAACUGAUAAUAGUAAAUAAAAUCUCACAACCCAACUGUGGUAAUCAGUUUCAUAACCUCUUUACUUUUAUUUAGUACAUGUAUAAUUUCUGAAUUAUUUAGAUCAUGUAGGUCUCAUAUUUUUACUACCAUUCGUUAACUUAAAUGAUACAAGUACUAACACCUCUUAAUUAUGCAAGGAGACCAGAUAGACACUCUAAUCCCAUCAGGAGUGACAGCCGGCAUUUAGCAAAUAGAGUCAUAGCGUCAUGGAAAUGUACAGCACAGAAAGAAACUCUUUGGUCCAACUUAUCCAAGCUGACCAGAUAUCCUAAACUAAUCUAGUCUCAUUUUCCAUUUCCUGCUUCCCCCAAAUAGAGGUUACGCAGAAUUUUGUGUACAAUACAUGUCAUUAUGUGACACCAUACUGGUUGAAUUUUCAUGUGUGUAAGCACUGUGUAUAAAGAGACUACUGCAAGAACUUACAUCAGAUUCCAUCGUCACCUUGAACUGUGCAACUGUAGAUGUUUAAUAAAGUGGUUAUUUCUGUCA